GUAUGCAGCCCUGGUUUUAAAUUUGCUUGGUUACAUUAAACGUGGCGGUGGCGAGUCUAUCAUAAGUUAGGUUAUAUCGUAUGCAUCAAAAUCAUACAAUUAUUUAUAAGCUAGUUUUUUAAGGAAAAAACACUUAAAUUUAGUGAAUUUGCAGUGCGAAAUCUUUAAAAAACCACAGACGAACACUUGGCACAAACGAAAGUUACGUGUAAACGUCGUGGCUUUUGUUUAAUUGUUUUGAAGAACAAGAACUUUGGCAACGUUGAAACCAAGCUUAAAAAUACAUAACAAACCACUAAAAUAAUAGCAACGUCAAAAGUGUAAAAAAAAGAAAUUUUUAAAAGUGCGCUCUCCCAAAAAAAACCAUUGAAAACACAUAAUAAUUUCUUUGCACCCCGUGUUACCAAAAAAGCGGCAAGAUUACGUCAAUUAUUGAAAACCUACCCGGCGCUAUAGCUCACAACCACAACCAAAAUAACAUCAUGGAGGAAGAUGAAAGGGGCAAACUGUUUGUGGGCGGCCUGUCCUGGGAGACGACGCAAGAGAACCUGUCGCGCUAUUUCUGCCGCUUCGGAGACAUCAUCGAUUGUGUGGUAAUGAAGAACAAUGAGAGCGGAAGGUCACGCGGCUUUGGCUUUGUAACCUUUGCCGAUCCCACCAACGUCAACCACGUGCUGCAGAAUGGACCGCAUACGCUGGACGGACGCACGAUUGAUCCCAAGCCGUGUAAUCCACGCACCCUCCAGAAGCCGAAGAAGGGCGGCGGCUAUAAGGUCUUCCUGGGUGGCCUCCCAUCGAACGUCACCGAGACCGAUCUGCGUACUUUCUUUGGACGAUAUGGCAAGGUCACCGAGGUGGUGAUCAUGUACGAUCAGGAGAAAAAGAAGUCCCGUGGAUUUGGAUUCCUCUCCUUCGAGGAGGAGUCGUCGGUGGAGCACGUUACUAACGAGCGCUACAUCAAUCUAAAUGGCAAGCAGGUCGAGAUCAAGAAGGCCGAGCCUCGCGAUGGAUCUGGCGGCCAGAACUCCAACAAUAGCACGGUUGGCGGCGCCUAUGGCAAGCUUGGAAACGAGUGCAGCCACUGGGGACCUCAUCAUGCUCCGAUCAACAUGAUGCAGGGCCAAAAUGGUCAGAUGGGUGGACCACCACUAAACAUGCCCAUUGGAGCGCCGAACAUGAUGCCUGGAUACCAGGGCUGGGGUACAUCUCCGCAGCAGCAGCAGUAUGGCUAUGGCAACAGCGGCCCUGGAUCGUACCAGGGAUGGGGAGCACCCCCUGGCCCCCAGGGACCUCCGCCGCAAUGGUCUAACUACGCUGGACCGCAGCAGACGCAGGGUUAUGGCGGUUAUGACAUGUACAACUCUACGUCAACUGGAGCUCCCUCGGGACCAUCAGGCGGCGGUAGCUGGAAUACGUGGAACAUGCCGCCCAACUCGGCCGGCCCGACCGGAGCCCCUGGCGCUGGAGCUGGCACUGCCACGGACAUGUAUUCGCGAGCUCAGACCUGGGCAGCGGGAGGUCCCUCAACAACUGGACCCGUUGGUGGCAUGCCACGCACCGGACCGGGAAACUCGGCUUCGAAGUCGGGAUCUGAAUACGAUUACGGUGGCUAUGGCUCCGGUUACGACUACGACUACAGCAACUACGUGAAGCAGGAAGGAGCCUCUAACUACGCAGCUGGACCGCGGUCGGCGUAUGGCAACGAUAGCUCCACGCAGCCACCCUAUGCAGCCUCGCAGGCUGUCUAAAGCGGAAGCUUUAAGAUCAGACUGUGGAGGAAUAGGUGGCAUAGUGGUAGAAGUAGGAGUUGUAGGAGUAGGAGUAGAAGAGCCGUCGGCGUUGUCCUCGUCGGCGAAUGAUGAAGAAAAAAAGAUGGUGGUAAUUGUAAGCUAAAGCGUCGUCUGUUCGUUUUUAUUUCAGAUCAGAUCAGUUGUUGAAAUUAAUAUUUAAACUCUUGUACAACUAUAAUUUAAAGCGAAACAAAUUUAACACAAGAAUACAUAGCGACAAGUCAGAUUCAUAGAUAUACAUGUAUGUUCUAUAGAAAUGAGUAUGUAAUUUAUAGGAAAAAAAAAACAUCAGAAACACCCAUUCAGACGAGAACAUUAUUUCUUUCAUGCGCCUCACUUAAAAAAAAAAAAAACAAAACAAAACUCACGAGCAUUUUCCUGUAUCCCAUUUAUAUAUAUAUAUAAAAAAAAAAAUGAAAACAAACACCUACAAACCAAUCAGCCAGAAUCAACUAACAAGAACUACCCAACCAACUAAAACCCGUAGAUACAUACGAUACAUGGCAUUAACAAAACAAACAAAAAAAAAACAAAUAGAAACGUGAAGAUUUAAAAGUAAUGAUUUACAAGUAUAAAGUUUAGCUAAUUAGACACAAGAUCAAGAUGAAAGAGUGCGAAAUACCAACACAAAGAAAAUAAGAACUUAUAAUUUUAUUUAAAAAGUAAAAGUAAACGAGUAAAGGUCCCCUUAAUUACUAAAAUUAGUAAAUACAAAUUCGAAAUUGUACAUUUUAAAGCAAAAGCACGCGCCGGUCUCUGCUUCGCCUUCUCUGGCCCCCCCAUUUUAGAUCGUCUAUUGCAUUAUCUAUCGUCGGUAACUUGGGCGACAAGGUUAAGCGGAAAUUCGAAAAGGAAUUAAUAAUAGAAGGAAAGAUAAUGAUACCGAGAACUCUACUCUAUGCUUGCCUUAGCCUCUGUGACUCAUUGGCCAUUUUUAUGGUUAAUUAUGACGGCAAUUUCUCCCUCUUGUAGGGGGGGAAAAAUGUAGCGAAUUUAUGGCAAACAGAAACAGUUUAUUUAAGCCAUUACUAAUUGACUCAGUGGCCAGUAUGUCAUGCAUUUUGAGGGUCGAGAAUAGGGAGGAGAAUGAGUAGGAGGGGCGGGACCGACAUGGGAAAGAUACGUUACAAAAUUAAAAAUUUACCAUUAAAGUAAACAAAACAAAACUAGCUAAAAGUUAAACUACAUAUAUAAAGAAACCUAAUUAAUAAGCGUAUGUCGUCGUUUACAUCUAAGCGAAAGUUGAACUUGAAACUAGAAUUAUAUAGUGCGUUGGAUUUAUUAUUUAGUUAAAGCGAGGUGAAGAGGUAACAUGAAGAAGAAGCCAAGCAGCAGCAGCAUGAUAAAGAUUGAUUAUAAUGGAUAUGGAAAUCAACAAAAACCACAAAAAAUACGAAACACACUCUUAACAAAUAUACAUAAAACUAUAUACAUACAUACUUAUAUACAAUAUAUAUACACAUAUAUAUUUAACAAGUAUAACAAGGAAACUAAAACGAAAUGAAACAAAAAAAAAAUGAUUAAAAAAAAGAGCAAAAGGAAACGUAAAUUUAAAGCUACAGUUAAUGAGAGAGAGUUAAAAAAAAAAAAUAAAACAAGGGAAGCAGCAGCAGGCGUAGGACAAGUUACAAAAAAAAAAAAAGAUACGAUGCUUAGAGUUGCGUUGCACAUUGUUUUUUUUUUUUUGAAGAUUUUCAUCGUUUGCCAAGCAGACAACAACAGCAGGAUGAUCUAACGACAACCAGCUAAGAGAGUGUGCACUACAAACAUCAGUUAACAACACAUAACAAACAACACCAACACGCACACGCACUUACACUUAACCCCAUUUUGGUAACAACAACCACAGAACAGAAGCAAGACAGCAGAGGGAGGAGGUAAAAAAAAAUGGAAAAAUAAAAAUAUAUAGGAAGAGAAAGAGGAAGUUAAUUGCAUAAAGAGCAAGCAGAAAAGUUUAAUUGAUUAUGAACAUAACAUAUAUAUAUAUAUAUCUUUAAUUACUUAUACAUAUUUACUCUUAACUACUCUGCACGCUCACUAACCGCCGAGCGUGCACUGUCUGUAAAACAAGAUGAAAGUAAACUAUUUUAAUGAUGAUUAUAUGAUUGCGAUUUUACAAUUUAUUAUUACAAAAAAACGAAAAGAUGGAAAAAAAAACAAAAUCAACAAACAAACAACAAAAUGAGAAACAUAUUAUAUGCUAAUACCUUUACAAUACACAUAUAUUAUAAAAUAUGAAGUAAUUUUUUCUAUUAAAAUACCAUACACUAAUUUUUAAUUUGUUUAUUUACAACAAAUCGAUUUACAAUACAUACAUUUAAUUACAAUAUACAAUACCAUACUUUACUUUA
Molecule: messenger RNA, 4141 nt
Organism: Drosophila ananassae
Lineage: Eukaryota; Metazoa; Arthropoda; Insecta; Diptera; Drosophilidae
Gene: Hrb27C
Product: heterogeneous nuclear ribonucleoprotein 27C
Exons: 3
Coding region: 483-1748 (421 amino acids)
Molecular function (GO): RNA binding
Source: RefSeq, a predicted model, not a curated record